GACCGUGGUCAAGACUAGCAGUUGUCCGACUUACAUUUUUGUGGAAGCCCUGAAGGCUGAGUGGGUUAGACAGCUGACUUUGUGUGCUAGUGAUUAGGUACUGACUCUGGGUGUGGGAUAGAAUCAUGGAUAGACCUUAACCCAACAACACACUAAAAUCUGUACUGUACUGAGGAAGUGAAAUGCCAAAUAUAACAUAUAUGGCAACUCCCUUCUUCACAAAACACACAAUUCGGCUUCAUUCAGUUUAUUUAGCUAUCUGCCUGAGGCGACACCUUGAACACAACACACAUUAAAUAAACUCUCCUCUAAUGAUUACCAAUAAUUUGCUUCACUAAUGCGCACAGGUAACGACACUUUUAAACAGCAUGCUAAAGAAAAUGAUAACAUGAAAAUUAGAAAUUACGAAUGAGUGAGUGAGGUGGGAUUUACGCGGCUUUUAGCAAUAUUUCAGCAAUAUCACGGCAAUGAACACCAGACAUGGGCUUCACUUAGUGUAGCCAUGUGAGGAAUCGAACCUGGACAUUCGGCCUAACGAGCGAACAGUUUAACUACUAAGCUAUCCCACCGUCCUUAGAAAUAACAAAAGUUUUUGAAACGCGAGUAGACUGAUAAGGUCGCAAACAGUUAAAAACCAUUUAUGGAGCCGUUAUAAAAUACCUCACAAUAGAGAAAUCAUUUUUACAAUUACAAAUCAUAACACAUUUUCAGCCUCUCUCUCACUACACAGUACAAUGAACAAAUCCAUCAAUUUAUCAUAAACCCGUACACACAACAACUCGAAAAAAUAUUGUAAAUAAGUGUUUAAAUGUUGUUCUUUGACGCGGGAACAUACCCGUCGUCAGUAUAUCACGUGAACGAAGCGUCGUCACGUGACACACACGACGACAACCAGGAAGUGGAGCGGGGACAGCCUGUCGAUUCACGGUGUUGUAAUUGUGAUGGCGACCGCCAAGAUACUGACAGACCACCACCUCACCUGUGUCAUCUGUACCGAGGUGUUCACAGACCCUGCCACACUUCAGUGUAAUCACACAUUCUGUAAGUCCUGUCUGUUGAAAUACACCAACACACAGCCUGAAGCAAUACAAGCCAAGUCCAUCCCAUGUCCCUCCUGUAGACAACUGACGAAGGUGACCACCCCUGACAGUCCAGUAGAGGAGUGGGUCAGUCAGCUGAAACCAAGCCAUGUCAUACAGGGGCUGAUGGACGACUUUGGACCUGGGAGCAAAGCGGCCCAUGUAAAUAUCUGCAGUGUUUGCAAAGUACAAGGGAAGACAACUCCUGCCACCUCGUGGUGCUCCGUCUGUGACGAUGUCUUCUGUGAUGGAUGUCUGAAGAUGCACAACAUGAUGCCAAUGUCACGUGACCAUGAAGUUGUGGGUUUGUCUGAUACCACCAAGAGAAAAGCCAAGCAACGCUUCAUAUGUAAAAUCCACAAAGACGAACAGAUUAAGUUGUUCUGUAAGGAUUGUAGGGUGGCCAUUUGUCAUACAUGCUGCAGUAUAAAACACAGGAAAUGUGACGAUGUUGAUACUUUAGAUAACAUGACCCCUGUUGUCAGAGAACACCUGUCAAAUCAAAACCAAGAACUGAAACUCAAAAUGACAACUUCAGAAAACAGAAUAAUUUUCAGGAAAUCUCAAAUUGUAGAAAUAGAGUCCCAAUGCGCAAAGUAUAAAAGAUGAAAUCAGACAAUUACGUCAGAAAAUGGUAAAAGUGAUUUUACGGAAGGAGAAACAACUCCUUGAUAAAGUCGACCGAUC
This is a messenger RNA of Haliotis rubra (blacklip abalone), 1766 nucleotides long. Its product is annotated as E3 ubiquitin-protein ligase TRIM13-like. The record is from RefSeq and is a predicted model, not a curated record. Bases 942 to 1688 code for a protein of 248 amino acids. Gene Ontology annotation, biological process: positive regulation of DNA-templated transcription. The transcript is spliced from 3 exons. Gene Ontology annotation, cellular component: chromatin; nucleoplasm. NCBI's taxonomy places the organism in Eukaryota, Metazoa, Mollusca, Gastropoda, Lepetellida, Haliotidae. Gene Ontology annotation, molecular function: ubiquitin-protein transferase activity; zinc ion binding.